Molecule: messenger RNA, 2161 nt
Organism: Uranotaenia lowii
Lineage: Eukaryota; Metazoa; Arthropoda; Insecta; Diptera; Culicidae
Gene: ImpL2
Product: neural/ectodermal development factor IMP-L2
Exons: 3
Coding region: 964-1761 (265 amino acids)
Cellular component (GO): neuron projection
Source: RefSeq, a predicted model, not a curated record
AAAUCAGUUUUCAGUUAGUUCUGAAUCAAAAACAUCUUGCUUCGGCGUCUUAACCCACGUUAGUGCGUUUGAUUUUGUAAAGAUUCUGUUCAAAGUGUCUACUGUUUGCUUGCGAGUCUGUACCGCCAAGUGUCACAUCAUCAAUCAAUACGAGAGUUCAAUAGUGCAUUCAAAUCGACCCAGUUAUUAGCCAUCCGUAGAGAGGUCCAAAGUUGAAUGAGUCGUAUUCAGUGUUAGAAUACUGUGGAAGCAGAAAAAAAAGUCCAAUCACGAUUAAUCGUUAUAAAAAAAGAAAACCGUUUGACGUCAGCAGUAAUUGAUCGGCCACCUCGUACGAUCCAUUUAAUGUCAGUCAGAGCGGAAAGUUUAUCAUCAAAAGAGUUUAAAAUAAUCAUCGAACGUUUGUGUUUAAACACAAUCGGAUUUUAAUGAAUCCUAGCAGAUCGGUCCCCUAGAGCCUAUCGCCUGUGUCCGCAGUUGAUCCGUAGCGGAGGUCAAAAUUGCGCCAAUAAGAACACUGGGCAAUCGAAUCGACGGCCACUAUCGAGCAAGAAGUAGUGUGAAGGAGACCGCAAUAGACUACGCUGAUCCUACACGCGGCCAUAUGUUGAGCAUCGAGCAGAAAGUUAACCUAUCAGAAUUAAUGCUACUGAAUGUGCUCAUAAAACACCUUAUAAACUCAAACAUUACAUAACGUUCAACAAUUUGUGUUAAUAAAACACAGAAAAGCCCUUUACUCUAAAACCCGUUGAGCGUUACUGGAAACGUGGACGGAAAUUCAAAGUAGAAGCUACUGGAAAGCCAGCUCAAAUUUCUUCCGUAGUCAAGAAAGUGAUCGGGUAAAGAAGCAGCAAGACUUCUUUCACCGAAGCCAGAUAUACCGAGAGAGUAUCGUCGCUUUUUUCGCAAACCUUUGGAAUCGUUUUUUCUCUACCAGCUGAGUUACAUCCCAUUCAACUAGGAAUGAUUAACUUGAAAAUUCUUUGCCUCGUGGCCGUGCUGGUCUCGCUGGCUCCACACAUCAGUGGACGGGCUGUAGACCUUGAUCAGGACAACUCGCUGUCGGCAUCUUCUUCCGGGUCACGAGUGACGAGGCCAAACUUCGUCAAAAUCACCUCACCUCCGCCGAUGCAGAUCACCCAAGUUCGGGGAACCACAGUGGAGCUCGAAUGCGAAGUUAUGGGCUCACCAACUCCCUACGUCCAGUGGGUUCAUGGCAGCGGUCAAACAGCCGAUUGGGACGAUAUCAGCAUGAAUAUCAUAAGCGAAAGUAGCCCAACAACGAUGGCUCGUGUCGUUUCGCGUCUUGUGCUAGACCAUUCGUCGCGUGCCGCUGAAAGUACAUUCACCUGCAUCGGCCGAUCCGGGGGUCAAAUUGCCGUCGCCUCGACCACCGUUUAUCACGUCGAUCCGGCUCGUGCCAACUUCACUGAUCUCCUGAAGCCAUCUCACAAUCCCUUCAAUCGGCUGAAGCAAACACGCAUCACCCUGCACUACAAGGCCCUGUUCGAGUUCAUGGGCUCGACCGUGAUUCUGCCAUGCAAAGCCAUCGGCCGACCGGUGCCGGAAAUCACCUGGAAAAACGAGGAAGGCAACGUCGUCAGCAGCAUGCAGGAUCCUCGCUUCCGGACUCUUCCCACCGGAGAGCUGGUCAUCAACGACCUCCGAUGGGCUGACAUGGGUUCCUACACCUGUGUGGCCAAGAACGCCAUCUCGAAGGAUGAGGCCGAAACUUUCCUCUAUCCGAUUCGGCCCAAUUAAUAUGACCCAUGAGCACCAACCAUCUCCCACAUUUAACUGUGCCAGAAAUAAACCAAUAAAUGCAUUUGAAUCAUCAUCGAUGGUAUCGUGGAAUCAACAAAAGCUAAAAACACUUAUGCCGUUUACUUAACUUAUUGAUCCUCACCGAAGGGUCCAGUACCAUGUAAUUUAUUGAAAGCUACCUUCAUUAUUCUAGUAUUUUUUUACUGUUCAAAGCUAAGUUAUUAAGAUUUUCUCUUAUUAUGAUAGAAAAUAUACUAAAUGUCCACAACUAUGAAUCUCAAGCCCUAAAGUAUAGAUAAAAUUAGACUUAAUAUUAUCAAAAGAAAGAAUUGAACCAAUUAACAGUAAUGAAAAUCUUAUUUGAUAACAACCGUAAAUAAACUUUAAAUAAAAUCAA